UACAGUUCCAUCGUGAAUUUCAUCAGUCUUGCCGGUGAGUUAAGCGUAGUCACACCUAUUGCGUAUUUGCGCAAAAAAUUAAUCUUAUCAUAGAUUUUUGGGGUUUAUUUUUAACAUCUGGAGAUUCUAAAUAAGAUAUAAAAGUUGCCUAAAAAACGGCAUCUUAAUUCAGUUGUGAAGCAUUCUUCGUACAAGAAAGAACCCGUGAAGCUUUUCUGCAACAAGUUUUGUUCGUUCUCUUUAUCUUCUUUUUUGACAGUGAGGUAUUUCGCAAUAUCAUUCAUCAAAAAUGUUCGAAAUAUUGCUUCUUCUUGGACUAGUCCUCUUGACGAAGUACAUCAUAGAUUAUGGCUACAAAAAUGAGAAUUACUUCAAGGAAAAAGGAAUAAAGUAUCUUCAACCGACGUUUAUCUUUGGGAAUUCGGCAAAUUUAUUCGUGCGCAAGAAACCAAUAUUGGACUUCUUCAAAGAUGCAUAUCGAGCCUUUCCCGAUGAGAAAAUCAUGGGAAUGUUUGAGUUCAGAACGCCUUUCGUGGUGUUGAGAGAUCCGCAACUUGUGAAGCAGUUAGCUGUUAAGGAGUUUGAUCAUUUUACUGAUCAUCGGAGUGUCAUCACCACUGAUGCUGAUCCAAUCUUUGGUAAAUCCCUAAUCGCUCUUAAGGGAAAUGAAUGGCGCGAUAUGAGAGCAACUCUUAGUCCAGCCUUCACGGGAAGCAAAAUGAGACUGAUGUUUGAACUCGUAUCUGAAUGUGCUAAACAAAUGGCAAUGUUCAUUAAUGAAGAGACCAAGGCCAAAGGCAUCCAAAGUUACGAGAUGAAAGAAUUCUUCUCCAGAAUGUCUAAUGAUAUUAUCGCAACAUGCGCUUUUGGCAUUCAAGUUAACUCCUUGAAGAACCAAGAUAACGAAUUUUACACAAAGGGCAAAGAAAUGAUGAGCUUUACAAGUCCACUUCGACUUAUUAAGUUUUUGCUCUUUAUGGCUAUGCCAAAAUUAUUCGGACUUUUGAAGGUCAAGUUGAUUCCCGAGAGCUUAACUGGAUACUUCACGAAUGCCAUAAUUAACGCCAUAGCGUACCGGGAGAAGAACAACAUCGUCCGUCCGGAUAUGAUCAACCUGUUGAUGGAAGCGAAGAAGGGUAAUCUAUCCCAUCAAACAAUUGAUCGUACCGAUUCAGAAGGAUUUGCCACAGUCGAAGAGUCCCAAAUUGGCAAACAAGAAGGGAAAAAAGGUCUGUCCGAAGACGAAAUCUUAGCCCAGUGCUUCCUAUUCUUUUUGGCUGGAUUUGAAACGGUAUCCGUAGCCACAUCCUUCCUCUCCUACGAACUGGCUAUAAAUCCUGAUGUUCAAGAAAAACUCUAUCAGGAAAUUAUUGAAACGAAUGAAGAACUGGGUGAAAAAUCUUUGAACUACGACACAAUUCAGAAGAUGAAGUACAUGGACAUGGUUGUUUCUGAAUUAUUGAGGAUAUGGCCACCAGCUAUUGCUACCGACAGGCUAUGCACGAAAGAAAUAGUCUUGGAAUAUGGUGAAGGCCAAAAGUACAAGUUCAAUAAGGGUGACUAUCUCAUGGUCCCAAUGAUUGGAUUCCAUCAUGAUCCUCAAUACUUCCCCAAUCCAAACAAAUUUGAUCCUGAGAGAUUUAGUGAUGGAAACAAGCAUAACAUCGUUCCGGGAACCUACUUACCCUUCGGAGUUGGUCCAAGGAACUGCAUUGGAUCACGCUUUGCUCUCAUGGAAAUGAAAGCUCUCAUCUACUACAUCCUUUUGAACUUCAAAAUCGAACCCAAUGAAAAGACUCAAAUUCCUCUGAAGCUCUCCAAAGAACCUGCUAUGAAAACUGAGAAGGGUAUUUGGGUUCAGCUAACACCACGCUCAAAAGUUUAAAAAAAAAUAUUCUAAGAAUGUUUGCAACUUGUUUCAAUUUUUAAAAAUAUCUAUCCUUAUGCACCUUUAUCUCGACCUUUAUUCAUCUUUAUGUAUAUACUUUUAUCACAAAUUCAUAUGGAUUUUAUUUUAAAAAUAUUCAGUGUGGUAUUACAUGCAUACAUUAUACCUCAAUAAAAUUUUUUCUUCAAUUUAAA
Phlebotomus papatasi is the source of this 2082-nucleotide messenger RNA. Its product is annotated as probable cytochrome P450 9f2. The transcript has 4 exons. Gene Ontology annotation, molecular function: oxidoreductase activity, acting on paired donors, with incorporation or reduction of molecular oxygen; heme binding; iron ion binding. The coding region runs from base 290 to 1885 and encodes 531 amino acids. NCBI's taxonomy places the organism in Eukaryota, Metazoa, Arthropoda, Insecta, Diptera, Psychodidae. The record is from RefSeq and is a predicted model, not a curated record.